Molecule: messenger RNA, 1265 nt
Organism: Notolabrus celidotus (New Zealand spotty)
Lineage: Eukaryota; Metazoa; Chordata; Actinopteri; Labriformes; Labridae
Product: aminoacyl tRNA synthase complex-interacting multifunctional protein 1-like
Exons: 7
Coding region: 16-1125 (369 amino acids)
Molecular function (GO): tRNA binding
Source: RefSeq, a predicted model, not a curated record
ACACAUGUGUAGCGAAUGCAAACUGCUGCUUCACAUCCACAUGCUUUAGAGAUCCGUGAGCGGGGACCUGAAUCAGCCUCUCUGGGGCGACCUGCUAGCUGCCUGUCCGUUAAAGCUAACCAGCUGUCAAGAAGACCCUUGCCUGGAACGUGUUGGGGUUGCUGCUCAGAGUCCAUGUUUUUAGCUCGCUCCCUGAUCAAGAUGUCAGGUCACAAUCCUUUGUUGAGGCUGGAGCAGCGGGCGGCCGAGGCUGACCAGAUCAUCGAGUACCUGAAACAACAAGUCCAGCUGCUGAAGGAGAAAGCCAUGGUCCAGGCCAGCGUCAGAGAGGAAAAGAAACUGAUGGUGGAGAACGCCAAGUUGAAGAACGACAUUGAGGAGCUAAAAAAACAGCUGCUGGAAAAAGAGAAGAGGAGGGGAGUGCUCGAGGUGGCGAUGCCAUCAGAUGGCACUAGUGUCAAGUGUGUCUCUAAGCCUGCUGCUCCCAAACUCGCUGGACCCUCGCCCUCUGCUGCCCCUGCUGCUGACGUCCAGAGUCCCCCUCUCAAAGAUGAGAGUAAGAAGAAGAAGCCAGAGAAAAAAGGGGAGAAAGCAGAGAAGAAGCAGGCUGCUCCGAGCCAAGAAGAAGCCAAGGUGGAUGUGUCUCGUCUGGACCUGCGUAUUGGACGUAUAAUCACAGCAGAGAAGCACCCUGAUGCAGACAGUUUGUACGUGGAGCAAGUCGAUGUGGGAGAGGCUGCUCCAAGAACAGUGGUCAGUGGGCUCGUGAAGCACAUACCUCUGGACCAGAUGCAAAACCGCAUGGCAGUCCUUAUGUGUAACCUGAAGCCAGCCAAGAUGAGAGGAGUGGUGUCGCAGGCUAUGGUCAUGUGUGCCAGCUCACCAGACAAGGUGGAAAUCUUGGACCCUCCAAGUGGAUCAGUACCAGGCGACAGAAUAACUUUCCAAGGCUUCCCAGGUGAACCUGACAAAGAACUGAACCCCAAAAAGAAGGUGUGGGAGCAGGUCCAGCCUGACCUACGCACAGACGACCAGUGUGUUGCAACCUACAAGGGAGCAGCCUUUGAAGUGGCAGGCAAGGGAGUGUGCAAAGCCCAAACCAUGAGCAACAGUGGAAUCAAGUAAAAUAACAGAGCUGCUUGAAAUAGCUCAGUGUUUACUCUGCAAUCAUCUGCAGUGAUGACCACGAUGCUGUUGAGAAACAGGAUGGUGCUGAAUGGAAGGAAAUGCUUUGAAGAUGUUCAAUAAAGGGAUUUAAAAUGAAA